Molecule: messenger RNA, 3939 nt
Organism: Osmerus eperlanus (European smelt)
Lineage: Eukaryota; Metazoa; Chordata; Actinopteri; Osmeriformes; Osmeridae
Gene: lnx1
Product: ligand of numb-protein X 1
Biological process (GO): ubiquitin-dependent protein catabolic process
Cellular component (GO): cytoplasm
Molecular function (GO): ubiquitin-protein transferase activity; protein binding
Source: RefSeq, a predicted model, not a curated record
UUGUGUGGGAGACAGAGAUAGACACAUGCAUGGAGACAUCACACACACAUUACACAUACACAUGCACUCAGCACACACACCCAUACACGCACACAUAUAGAUGCAUCGCACACAGACACUUGUGGGAAACAGUCUGUCCUCCAUCUUAUUUCAUUCUUCACAUCUUGUCUCUUGUGUGUGUGUGUGCAGGUGUAAGGGGGCGUCCCAUUAUGGCCUCUCCGCAGACAGGAAGCGACGCUCACAGGAGGGGGAGUGCACUGACAGCACCUCAGAGCUUACCCUCGCCACGCUGGCCAAUGACGGCCCUGCCUCUGCCGUGGCCCUCCUAUCAGACGAGCCCGGCCUGGUUAACCCCGCCUUCGACCCCAACAUGGAGGACAACAGCCAAUCAGGAAGCACCACAGCCUGACAGCACGCAACUAGCACCAAGAAGAUCCGCAGUUUUGACCGCAGCUCUGUGCGGAGCCGCUCGUUCCGGCGUCUGAACCGAGCGUUCAGCGUGCUGCGCAGAACCAAGAGCGGGAACGCCGUCUCCAACGAGACCACGGAGGAGCGGGACAACGUCAGGAACGCCAGCACCCCCACCCCAGUGCUGCUCCUCCCUCAGCUGCACCACCUGAUCCCGGACGGCGAGAUCACCAGCAUCAAGAUCACAAGGGCCGACCCCGCCGAGCCCCUCGCCAUCAGCAUCGUCGGGGGCAGCGAGACGCCGCUGGUCCGCAUCCUCAUCCAGGACAUCUACCGGGAGGGGGUGAUCGCCCGCGACGGACGACUGCUGCCUGGAGACAUGAUCCUCAAGGUGAACGGCAUCGACAUCAGCACGUUCCCCACUGCUUCGCCCUCGCCACCCCUGAAGCAGCCCUGCUCACUCCUGCGCCUCACCGUGCUCCGCGAGCAGCGCCACCGCUACCGGGCCCGCGGCCACGCCCCUCCCGGCCCCGCCCCCGGCCAGAGGGACGACAGCCUGCGCGUGGUGCUGAGUAAGAGCGCGCCGGAAGAGCAGCUGGGAAUCAAGCUGGUGCGGCGGCCAGACGAGCACGGUGUGUUCGUCUUCCACCUGCUGGAGGGCGGCCUGGCCGAGCGCGACAGCCAGCUGUGCGUCAACGACCGCGUGCUCGCCAUCAACGGGCACGACCUGCGUUACGGGGCGCCCGAGCACGCCGCGCUGCUCAUACAGGCCAGCGAGGAGCGCGUCCACUUCCUGGUGUCUCGUCGUGUGCCAGCCCCCCCAGACCUGCUGCAAGAGCCCCCCUGGGCACUGGAGGCCCCCCCCUACUCACCUGUAGACAUGGAGCACACCCUGCUGGACUCGUGUGAGAAGCCGGGCUGCUACGAGAAGACAGUGACCCUGUCCAAACUGCCCCACGAGUCUCUGGGUAUGACGGUGGCAGGGGGCGUGUCCAGCCGGGGCUGGGACCUGCCGGUCUAUGUCACCAACGUGGACGCCAGCGGGGUGGUGGGACAGGAGGGCUCCAUACGCAAAGGUGACAUCCUGCUGAGUGUGAACGGCGUGGAGCUGACGGGGGUGACGAGGGGGGAGGCGGUAACCAACCUGAAGAACACCUCGUCCCCCGUGGUGCUGAAGGUGCUGGAGAUGCACCCCUUGCAGGAGAGCCCGCUGGACGGCCCCUGCCUCACCCCCUCCCCCCCCUGCCUCACCCCCUCCCCCACCGAGGGCACCAAGCGCCCCCUGGCCAGCGAAGACCACUCCCCCCUCUGGGUGUCCUGGCUGCAGCUUCCCAGGCACCUGUACUGCUGCAAGGACAUCGUCCUGCGCCGCAACACGGCGGGCAGCCUGGGGUUCAGCAUCGUGGGGGGUCAGGAGGAGGUCAACUGCAACCAGUCCUUUUUCAUCCGCUCCAUCGUGGAGGGAACGCCCGCCUACAAUGACGGGCGCAUACGGUGUGGGGACAUCCUGCUGGAGGUGAACAGUAAGAACACGUGGGGGAUGACCCACACGGCGCUGGUCAGACUGCUGAAGGAGCUGAGGGGACGGAUCACCCUGACCAUCGUCUCCUGGCCCGGGAGCCUGCUGUAGCCCCGCCCCAGAGACACGCCCCCUGGAGACACGCCCCCCAGAGACACCUGUAACCCCACGUCCGAGACACCCUGGAGCACAGCUCCCAUGGAUGCCUCACCUCCUGAAACUCCCCCACCCCCCACCCCCUUGGAGACCUGCCCCUCUGGUCUAACACACCACUGGGGGGAGGGGCUUGGAGAUGUUGCUAUGGAACCCUGACUCCUGAUGGACAACUGAAUUUGCCAGGAUUGGGGAGGGGCAAACCAUGUGACUUGACAUAUCCCCUCAGGAACAGGGUGCUGUGGGUUGUUGCUGUAUUGCCCUCCCCCAACGCAGGGAGCAAUUGGAUUGGACAAAAGGGUUGUCCUCGGACUGCACACAGGAAGGAUUGGCGGGCGGGGUUAAGGGUGGGGGGCGGGGCGAGGGGGUAGGGACACAUUGCCAAUUACUGUAGUUGUAUGUUAUAGUAUGCAUUUAGUUGGGACUUACAUUUAUUUACUGUAAAUGUUGGGUGUCUAAAAUGUAGUGAUUCAAGCACUUGUACUAUGUUUCUGUUUGGUUUCAUGGCUUGGUUCUGUUUGUGCUGAUGAUGGUGGUCCAUGGCCUGAUGACACUCUGCCAAGUAAUCUUUGUGUGCACAUAGUUUUGUUUUCGGAAGCUGUUGCUAAAUUAGACAAAACGUUGGUGAUAAAAUAUAGAAAAAACUAAAUACAAGUAAAAUGUGUUCAUCAUCUGUUAUGAGUGAUGUUAAGGUGACGUUGUGGAGGCCUUAAUGAUUUUACUACUUUUGAGAAGAAAAAUCUUAGCUGACUUGGUUUGUGUGUUUCAGUUGGAAAGCUGGGGCUUGUGUGUCUCCCACUAUAGUCUAUCUAACUGUAGAUUCAGUUCAAUCAGGAGAGACCUGGGAUGAGUGAAAGAUGUUUAUUACAGACUAAUAAAUGUACUAAGGUGUUUGGAGCUUGAACCCCACGGGGAAUUAUAUGGAUCAACGGGCGCCUGCCCAACGCCCGAAGAAGAAUCCCCCACGGAGUCCAGACACUGGUGGCGGUGGCGGCAGCCGACGACCAAUCGAGCCGAAGACUGAGACAGGAACCGGGCGGCAACGGGGUGGUGGAGGGUCGCGCACUUGAUAGCAUGGACAAACUACAGAGGGAGAGAAUCAUAUUUAAAGGCACGGAUCAUGUGACACCAUUAAUUGAUAGCGGGAGCGCUAAUCGACCUGAACCCUAGUGACCGCCCGUCCAGGGAAACGGGGGGAAGGUAGGGCGUUCUUAGCGGGGGGAGUGAGAAGUGUACACUACGAUUAAACCCGAGUGCAGAGAUCGGUCUUGCCUGACUGAACUUGCGCAAGCUUCAUUUGGUACAGUCAUACCUGUCUGUUCUGACUGUACCUACAGUUUGUCUGGUUGAAUGUGUACCUACAGUCUGUCUGAGUGUAUGACUGUACCUACAGUGUCUGGUUGAAUGACUGUACCUACAGUCUGAGUGUAUGACAGUACCUACACUGUACCUACAGUCUGUCUGAUUGCAUAACUGUACCUACACUGUACCUAGUUUGUCUGGUUGAAUGACUGUACCUUCAGUCUGUCUGAGUGUAUGACUGUACCUACACUGUACCUACAGUUUGUCUGGUUGAAUGACUGUACCUACACUGUACAUAGUCUGUCUGGUUGAAUGACUGUACCUACAGUCUGUCUGGUUGAAUGACUGUACCUACAGUCUAUCUGAUUGUGACUGUACCUACACUGUACAUAGUCUGUCUGGUUGAAUGACUGUACCUACAGUCUGUCUGUGACUGUACCUACACUGUACAUAGUCUGUCUGGUUGAAUGACUGUACCUACAGUCUGUCUGGUUGUAUGACUGUACCUCUGGUCAAAUAAUCAAUAAAGUCAUUUGAAAAGGAGGCUGUCAGAAACC